Messenger RNA from Hyposmocoma kahamanoa, 519 nucleotides. RefSeq lists its product as uncharacterized. The coding region runs from base 1 to 519 and encodes 172 amino acids. Lineage: Eukaryota; Metazoa; Arthropoda; Insecta; Lepidoptera; Cosmopterigidae. The record is from RefSeq and is a predicted model, not a curated record. The transcript has a single exon.
AUGCAUUACAAAGAAGAAAUAAAUCCAUCUACAAGCAAGCCAAUCAUAAUUGAUGACUACAAUGCUACGAAGGGAGGCGUCGACACUUUUGAUAAAAUGAUGCAUAAUUACUCGACAGCCAGAGGCACCCGUCGCUGGCCUCUCAGGUUCUUCUUUGGGAUGUUAGAUCAGGCAGGCAUCAAUGCUAUGAUAUUGUACCUCAAGGCUAAAAAACCUAAUACACCAGCUAAGAAGUAUAGAAGUGGUUUCUUAAAAAAUAUGGCCUUGCAGUUGGCUAAGCCACAUACGAAAAGACGUUUACAAUCAAAUUUACCUCGCGAAUUGGCUAGCACUAUACGUGCUAUUCUUGACAUUCCAGAAGAAAUUCCUGAAGGCGAACCCCCUUCAAAAUUACAGAAGCAAGCCAGAUGUGUGUUGUGCCCACGUAAAAAGUAUAAAAAAGUCAAAAUUGUGUGCACAAAAUGCAAGAAGCCAGUAUGUCCUGAACAUAGAAGAGAAAUUUGUUUGAGCUGUGUUUAG